AUGAAAGUAGCAUCAAAAUCGGCGAUGGACUUUUUAGAAAAUAAUUAUUUUGAUUUAAUCGCGUUACCUUCAAUAUUUCCGUGCACUGAAGCAAGUGACUUCAAUCAGGAGGAGAAUGCAAUUCAAGGAUUAAAUGCUGAUAACUGUUGGCAUGAAACAAGCGAUUCACCUUGUUACACGGAGCUAACAACUUACACUCCAUCGUACGAGUCACAAUCGACAUCAUCGGAACUUGAACAGUUCUUAAUAUUUGAUUACGAAGAUUCAAUUUCCACAACAUCAUUCGACAAUCUUCCUGAUCAAACAUUGAUGUGCACAGAUUCUUGUGUGAAGUUCUUUAAAGAAAGUUCGGAAAUUCUUCGCGAGAACUCAUUAAAAUUUCAGAAAAUAAAAGACACUGUGCCAGAGAAUGAUGAAAAACAGCUUGAAAGUGAUGAAAAGAUUUUCUUCAAUUGUAGUUUUGGUGAUUGUAAAAAGACUUAUUCAAAGCCAGCACAUCUUCGAGCUCAUUUAAGGAGGCAUUUAGGGCUCAAACCUUACUUUUGUAAUUUUCCAAAUUGUUCAUGGAAAUUUUCACGUUCCGAUGAACUUGGAAUCAAACCAUACAAGUGCUUUUACUGUUCAAAGACCUUCUCUAGAAGUGAUCACCUGAAAAAACACAUUAAGAUUCAUGAGAAAAAAUUGAAAGACAGCAAGCUGAAGUUUGUCUGGGACGAUAUUCCAAAGCAGAAACCAGGUCGAAAGAAAAAGGUUGUGACAUCGUGAGAAAUAUGAAAAUAUUCUAAGUAUUCACUUGCCAAAACGAAACCUCACUACACUAUAAUCGAAUUAAAAUUUAAAUCUUAUAAGAUUCAUGUAUUACAUGCAUAUGAAGCAUCUUUCAAACAAUUUAAAAUAUGUGAGAAUUUAUACAUAAGAUGGAACACCCACUUGUUGAUUAUCCUCAAGAAUAUGUCUAAGGUGAAUGGGAAAUGUUUAAAAGAAUCUCGAGAGAUUAAAAUUUUGCCAUAAAAAUUGUUUGAUGCUUCUUGCAUUAUGAUGGGAAUGAAAAGUAUGAAAUAUGCUUGCAAAGAAAACAUUGAAAGACAUCAACAGUAUACACAAUGCUUUUAUUCACCAAGAAUUAUAAUCUGGGAUAGUCAACAAGUGUCAUUUCCCUACAAAGUGAAAUCCUUAUUUUCUAUAACAACAGAAACAGUUUUUUGUUGCUUUUCUUCUGCGGGAGGAAAUAAUCAUGUAAUGAAAAAACAUGAA
Molecule: messenger RNA, 1254 nt
Organism: Clunio marinus
Lineage: Eukaryota; Metazoa; Arthropoda; Insecta; Diptera; Chironomidae
Source: the annotation of a GenBank genome assembly